AUGUAUGACCUCCUCACUGUUCUCAUGAACUAUUUCAUCACUGUUCUCAUGUAUGACCUCCUCACUGUUCUCGUGAACUAUUUCAUCACUGUUCUCAUGUAUGACCUCCUCACUGUUCUCGUGAACUAUUUCAUCACUGUUCUCAUGUAUGACCUCCUCACUGUUCUCGUGAACUAUUUCAUCACUGUUCUCAUGAACGACCUCCUCACUGUUCUCAUGAACUAUUUCAUCACUGUUCUCAUGUAUGACCUCCUCACUGUUCUCAUGAACUAUUUCAACACUGUUCUCAUGAACGACCUCCUCACUGUUCUCAUGAACUAUUUCAUCACUGUUCUCAUGUAUGACCUCCUCACUGUUCUCAUGUAUGACCUCCUCACUGUUCUCAUGAACUAUUUCAUCACUGUUCUCAUGUAUGACCUCCUCACUGUUCUCAUGAACUAUUUCAUCACUGUUCUCAUGUAUGACCUCCUCACUGUUCUCAUGAACUAUUUCAUCACUGUUCUCAUGUAUGACCUCCUCACUGUUCUCGUGAACUAUUUCAUCACUGUUCUCAUGUAUGACCUCCUCACUGUUCUCAUGAACUAUUUCAUCACUGUUCUCAUGUAUGACCUCCUCACUGUUCUCGUGAACUAUUUCAUCACUGUUCUCAUGUAUGACCUCCUCACUGUUCUCAUGAACUAUUUCAUCACUGUUCUCAUGUAUACCUCCUCACUGUUCUCGUGA
Trichomonas vaginalis G3 is the source of this 723-nucleotide messenger RNA. RefSeq lists its product as uncharacterized. NCBI's taxonomy places the organism in Eukaryota, Parabasalia, Trichomonadida, Trichomonadidae. The transcript has a single exon. The coding region runs from base 1 to 723 and encodes 240 amino acids. The record is from RefSeq and is a predicted model, not a curated record.